Messenger RNA from Striga asiatica, 645 nucleotides. Lineage: Eukaryota; Viridiplantae; Streptophyta; Magnoliopsida; Lamiales; Orobanchaceae. The record is from the annotation of a GenBank genome assembly.
AUGCCAAAUCUGUUGGUCAAAGAUAAAUACAAGCACUGUUUCAAAAUCCAGAUUGGAGAUGGCCUAACCACUCGUAUUUGGCAAGAUCCUUGGAUCAGUAGCUCAACUUCAGGUUAUCCACAAAGAGAUGUUUCAAACAACUCUGAAGCUCAAUGGAUAUUUAAUGAGACAGACAGUGCAAAGAUUCUGGAAAUCAAAAGCCUUAAUCCUGAUGUCAAAGACAAAUGGGUUUGGAUGAAUGAUGCUAAAAAGGACUUUUCUGUGGCUAAGACUUAUUCUACUCUGGUGGAAGACAAAUUCAGAAAGCUAAAUGUGGCUGAAAGCAGCAGGUCUGCAAGAAUGCUAAGGAAAACUAGAUCAAGAACAUGGAAGUUUAAGGUUAAAGGAAAGUUGAAACACUUUGUGUGGAAAUGCUUUUCUGAGGCUCUACCAGUCAAAGUUGCACUCAGAAGAAGAGGAAUGUUUGUUGAUGGGACAAAGUUCAGAACUUGGUGGGGAGAUGUAUGUUCAAUCAACAAGUUGGAGGUUUCUGAAGCUAGAAUAGAACUAACCACCUACAUUCUUUGGUGGUUAUGGAAGAUGCCAUCUAAGUCUGUGGUCAAAAUGGCUCCAAUGAUUGGCAGGAGUUUGCUCACAGAAGGAUGA